Molecule: messenger RNA, 3327 nt
Organism: Tachysurus fulvidraco (yellow catfish)
Lineage: Eukaryota; Metazoa; Chordata; Actinopteri; Siluriformes; Bagridae
Product: SUZ domain-containing protein 1-like
Exons: 4
Coding region: 123-563 (146 amino acids)
Source: RefSeq, a predicted model, not a curated record
UCCUCUAGUGGCUUCCGCUGUCAUUACAAUUUACCGAACAUAAAAGUAUGCGAAAGAGUCGUGUAGAAUUGUUGUUGAUUCGUUAUAGCCUGUGCGGCUAAAUAGCUAUUAGUUUCCGAAUCAUGGAGGACGAAGAUGUGUUCGAUAACUGGGAAGAAGCAGCGGAUAGCGGAGAAAUCGACAGGCGGCUCGAAGCGAAGCUGAAAAUCAAUCAGAAAUCUGAAAGUGUACCUGUGAAGACGGGUGUGGUGAUUCAGGACGAUUCGCUGCCUGCGGCUCCGCCUCCUCAGAUCCGUAUCCUGAAGCGCCCUCCCUGUAACGGGGCCCUAAACACACAGGGUGCGACCUCUCGACCCGCACAGCAGCCCAAAUCUCUGAAGCAGAGGGAAGCCGAGUAUGCAGAGGCUCGGAGGAGGAUUCUGGGUAGCACCAGUGCUGAAGACCCUGCGAGGGAAAGAGACGACUCGGACAGACUGCCAUCAGAAUCUCUUCAUUCCAACAAUAAUGUCAUUCGGCAGCCCCGGGGGCCGGACGGAACGGCAGGGUUUUGCCUCAGAAGAUAGAGAGACGGCUAGAGAGGCCGCAAAAAAAGAACCAGAGUCGCUUCGGUCAAGAGCUCCCGUCCGUCUCCUCUAUUCUGUCUGAGCGAGGGAGGACAUAACGACCGUGUGAUCGCUGUCUUGGUGUGUUCACUGUGAGUUUAUCAGUAACACUCACUGGGGUCUGGGCAGCAAUCACUGCAGUGUUUCGAUACGGCUCAAAGCGCCCUUGUCAACUUCCCCUAAUGAGCUGAGCCUCCCUCUUUAAACUCUCUGCAAAGUUGUAGUGGCUCACAAACAUGCUGGUUGACUAGCAUGCUAAUUUCCUGGCGUGCUGUUCAGUAAGCUUCCGUUUAUGAUAUGGAGCUAAUCAAAAGUUAUGUAUUUUUAAGCGUAAUGUUAUUCCUUUUUUCCGACACGAUUCUCACCCUUUUUGAAAAUGCUGCAGUGCCUUCUGGGAAGUUUCAGCUCCCAGUGUGUACAGUGAUGUCAACCCAGCCUUGAAAGGGAAGUCCAGUGAAGUUCAUCUGAACUGAAGAAUAAGCCAGAAGAGGGGAGGUGGACAAGGGUGCAUGAAAAACCUCCAGAAAAAAGCUCCCUUCUGAUACGUUACGCUGACGACACAGAACUGAUUGGGCUGAACCGAGCCUCGUUUUUGACCGAGGCUUUACAGUUUGUCCAAAGAUGAAAUGUCCACAAAAGUUUAGGGCUGUGGGAUGAUUCUCACACACACACACACACACACAUGCACACACACACACACACAGAAGGGAACGGUCUGUUGUGGACGUUUCAUUUUUGCCUGAAUUCAUUUUAAUUUGAUGGCUGAUGAUGUAACACACAGUAAAACUAAACACAGCAAUAAUCUUAUAUAAAGGGGACAGGAGUCGGGAGUACAGCUGUAAACAGGUCUGAUUAUUCUGCCUGCUUUUGCUUUGUGUUUUAAGCUUUUGUUUCUUUUCUGAAAUAUAUGUAUUUUAAGUUCACUGAGAAAGGAACAGUUUCUGUCUGUUGAUCGCGCAGUUUAUAUAUGUUUAACAUUUUAACUCCAUGUUUUACUCUGUGAUGUUUGAGAAAUGUCACUUAAACGGUUUGCGGUUCACGAGAUUAAGAGUGACGGUGAUCCUCGAAAACAGGUACUGCCGAAUCACAGACACACCGUUAAGAGUUUUUGUUACGUAGAGAAAAAGAAGUAACGAUUUUGAGAAAACAAUUUUUUGGAACUGGAAACUAAGAGGCUCCAGAAAAAAAUCCUCACAGCCUUUUGUUUUCUGUCAGUGCUCUGAGGUCAUAAUGACCAUUAAAAAAAAACAGGUGAUGAGCUAGUAAUACCUGUAGGCAUGACUGGUGUGUGAUUGACAUACUGAGUUAAAGACUCACAGAAUGCCAGCUGCUGCCACAGCACACAAUGAGGUGUGUGUGUGUAGAGCAAUGGUAGAUGCUGAGAUGUUCACUUACAGCCUGAAAUACUGUGGGCUGUAUUUCAAGUCAUCUCGUUUAACUCCUGCCAUCUUUCUUUUCUGGUGUUUAUGACUCAGCAGCUCUGAAUCAGGUCAGAGGUUAAAAGCUGAGGGUCUGAGAGUCCUGCAGCAGCCCUUUAACUCUCAUAAGUUCCAGUAAAUUUACUAAAAUUUACUAAAAAGGUUUUUGACCAUCAUCCAGCUCUUAAUAUGUAAGGCUUGUUAUUUACACGCAGGCCACAGGCUCUGUUUAUGAAGUGCUGUGCUUUCAAUGAAAGUCAUCUAAUAGCUCUGGGAGUCUUUUUAAAAUAAAUGAUAAUCCAUUUCACCCCCUCGUUUUACUGAAGCACUAGGAUUAAAGGAGAACUUCACGAUCCAGUGGUACAGUACAGACUGGUAUAGUAUGUCAUUUUUAUCCAGUGCCUAAGAGCCCAGAUUAAUCCUGUUUUUAGAUUAAAGAUGGACUUCCUUCAGUCAGAGGCAGGUGUUGAUCCACACACAAGAUGCUGCUGCAGAAAAACUCCACAAGCCUGAAUGAGAAUCAGAAUCAGGUUUAUUGGCCAAGUGUGUUGAUGUUGACACACAAGGAAUUUGGUUCCAGCUGUUUGUGACUCUCAAAAGUACAGAAAUAAAUAACACUAUACUACACAAGACACUGCAGAUGUGAUACAAUAGACAUCGAGUAUUAAAUAUAAAUACAGAAUAUAUGAUUGAUCAGUUAUGUCACUUCCUUUUAACUGACCAAACACUCAACAGAACCCAUGCAGACUGUGUAUUAAGUAUAUUUUAGGCUGUUUCUUCUGUUUUCUUACAGGGUUCAGUUUUCAGAACUCUGAUCCAUUCGCGCACACACUGUUCAGUCUACGUCUGAGUUUUGUGCUGAUUCUUGCAUCUCCACCGAGUAUUUCUUUCCAUAGAACUAAAUAAAGCUAACUGAAAGCACAGCCGUAAUGCCGGGGCCGGUUUUAGACCGCUUACGGUUCUCCGGGUAAAGAUCACCCUGGAGGAGCUCAUUGUUAACAGACAUGGGAUGGGAUCGGGUUCUGUUUUAUUUAGCUGGGAACCCUUAAUUAUACAGCAGAACCUCUUUCCUGCAUCCUGUUUGAGGUUUAAAGCAGGAGUCAGGAGAUCUCUGCUGCUUAGCGGCGAAUUCACAAACCAUAAUUAAAUCCUUCAUGCGGAUCUGUGUUUCUGUGGAAGUGUUUAUUUUCCACAAGCCUUUGCCUUAUUGUGUUAGAAAUGUUUUAAUGUGAUGUGACGUUCCUGUCUGCAUUCGUGUUCCUCAGAUCCAUCUGUGUGCUUUCAAAUAAACUUGGUUUUGGAGUUCA